AUGGCGAUGAUCUCGAAGCUUUUCGCCGGCAGCUCUCCAACGGACACCGACCCGCUUGUAGACUGGGAUUUUGUCACUACAUCACAGACAGGUGCAAAUAACCGCCAAAUUCGCUAUCCGCGAGGGAAAUGUCUAGGGGGCAGCUCAGCCCUCAACUUCAUGAUCUACCAGCGUCCAGACACGGGCUCCAUGCAGCUCUGGGCUGACACGGUCGGGGACCAGAGCUACACCUUCGAGAACAUGCUGCCAUACUAUAAGAAGAGCGUGCAGUUCACACCACCUGACACGAAUAUGAGAGAUCCGAAUGCAACGACGCAGUAUGAUGCCAGUGCCUUCGAUUCAGCUGGCGGACCCCUGCGAGUGUCCUCGACAAUCAGCCCGGAAAACGAGAAUCGGGACUCGUCCCAAACCUCAUUCCUCAGCGCGGUGGAGUCAAGGCCGAAUCUCAGCGUCUACCAUUCAACCAAGGCGAGCAAGGUCGUGUUCGAUGGGAACAAGUCUGCCACGGGCGUGCUGCUUGAUUCGGGCUACAUGCUCUCGGCGAACAAGGAGGUCAUCCUCUCUGCAGGAGCCUUUCAAACUCCACAGCUCCUGGUGCUGUCGGGAAUUGGGCCUGCAGAGAUUCUUCGGAGGUUUGACAUCCAGGUCAUUGUUGACCGUCCUGGGGUGGGACAGAACUUAACAGACCACAUCUUCUUUGGGCCAUUGUACCGCGUUAAGGUACAGACUCUCACAUAUCUCGCCAACAACCUCGCAUAUGUUGCUGAGCAGUACGCAACAGCUUAUCUCCCUUCCAACGAAGGCCCCCUAACCAACCCUGUCUGCGAUUACCUCGGCUGGGAGAAGGCACCGCGAGCCAACAUCACCGCCAGCGCAGCCACAGCCCUGGACCAGCUUCCCGGCUCGUGGCCCGGGAUCGAAUACCUGCCGGCACCAGGAUACGUCGGGGCCUUCACCAACCUCUUCACGACCCAGCCCAACGACGGGUACCAGUACGCCACAAUCCUCGCCGCCCUCGUGGCCCCGCAGUCCCGCGGCACAGUGACCAUCUCCUCGAGCGACGUGGCCGACCUGCCCCUCGUGGACCCGCGCUGGCUGACCGACCCGACGGACCAGCCUUUAGGUCGGGCGCGAUGCGGGCCCGCCCUCGCCGACACGGCCGAGUACUUCCCCGGAGCGGAGGUGUCGGGCGACGAGCAGGUGCUGGACACGGUGCGCGACACCCUCAUGACGGUGUACCACGCGAGCUGCACCGCGCGCAUGGGCAGGGCCGACGACCCGACGGCCGUGGUGGACAGCCGCGCCAGGGUCGUUGGCGUGCAGAGGCUGAGGGUCGUGGACGCGAGCAGCUUUGCGCUGCUGCCGCCGGGGCAUCCUCAGAGUACGGUUUAUGCUUUUGCUGAGAAGAUUGCGGAUGAUGUCAAGGAUGGGAGGUAG
This is a messenger RNA of Diaporthe citri, 1437 nucleotides long. RefSeq lists its product as uncharacterized. Lineage: Eukaryota; Fungi; Ascomycota; Sordariomycetes; Diaporthales; Diaporthaceae. The transcript has 5 exons. Gene Ontology annotation, biological process: secondary metabolite biosynthetic process. Gene Ontology annotation, molecular function: flavin adenine dinucleotide binding; oxidoreductase activity, acting on CH-OH group of donors. The record is from RefSeq and is a predicted model, not a curated record. Bases 1 to 1437 code for a protein of 478 amino acids.